Dipodomys ordii (Ord's kangaroo rat) is the source of this 1706-nucleotide messenger RNA. It is a transcript of the gene Slc25a53, whose product is annotated as solute carrier family 25, member 53. NCBI's taxonomy places the organism in Eukaryota, Metazoa, Chordata, Mammalia, Rodentia, Heteromyidae. The transcript is spliced from 3 exons. The record is from RefSeq and is a predicted model, not a curated record. The coding region runs from base 228 to 1148 and encodes 306 amino acids.
GCAUGCCCAUUCCUGCUCAAGGCUGUUUGGAGAACAGUCAGUACUGGACCUGCUUUGCUAUUACACACAGAAGAGGAUUAAGAAAGAAGAUUCAGCAGAGGAGACUGGGAAAAAAACUGGGACAGAGAAAUGCAUAAGACUGAUGUCAUGGAAAGAAGAGAAUAUAUCAUCAAGGAGGAAGAUAAUGCAAAAGAAGUUUCUCCCAUCUGCAUCUCGCUUUAUUCAGCAUGGGGGAGCAGAACCACUCUGCUGGAAAGGAGCUUCAGCACUGGACACGAGCAGAGGUUCCAGGAAAGAAAAGCUGGCCCUCCCAGGCCUACACCCUUGGAGCCAUUUCCAACUUUAUGUCUACUUUUCUGACCUUCCCUAUCUAUAAGGUGGUAUUCCGGCAGCAGAUCCAUGCUAUGGCUGUGUCAGAGGCUAUGAAGCAACUUUGGCAUGAAGGUCCUCAGUACUUCUACCGGGGGAUCUACCCACCUCUUCUCUCCAAGACUUUGCAAGGGACUCUCUUGUUUGGGACAUAUGACAGCCUGCUGUGCUUUUUCUCCCCCGUUGGGCCACAUCCCUUGGGACACCGCUGGGCUGCAGGCCUCAUGUCUGGUGUGGUGGAAGCUGUGGCACUGAGCCCCUUUGAAAGAGUGCAAAAUGUGCUUCAGGAUGGCCGGAAGCAAGCUCGCUUCCCCAGCACAGUCAGCAUUCUCAAGGAAUUCAACUCCUAUGGGCUGUGGGGGCGGCUUUCACUGGGCUAUUAUCGUGGUUUCUGGCCUGUUCUCGUCAGAAACAGCCUGGGAAGUGCUCUGUAUUUUUCUUUCAAGGAUCCCAUCCAGGAGGGCUUGGCACAGCAAGGCCUACCCCAUUGGGUUCCUGCCUUGGUAUCAGGUAGUGUCAAUGGGACAAUCACCUGCCUCGUUCUGUAUCCUCUCAUUGUUCUGGUUGCCAACAUGCAGUCCCAUAUUGGCUGGCAGAGAAUGCCAAGCCUGUGGGCCUCUGCCCGGGAUUUGUGGGACACUCGGGGCCGAAAGGUACUCUUGAUCUACCGAGGGGGUUCCCUGGUUAUUCUCAGGUCAAGUGUGACCUGGGGGCUCACUACUGCUAUCCAUGACUUCCUACAAAGGAAGUCUCACUCUAAGAAAGAGGUGAAAGACUGACUAGCUGCAGGAAAUGUGAUCAUGGCAUCUUUGCUCUAGAUCUUGCCUGGUUGUUUCUAUAUAGCUUACUUCUUUGGCUUGAUGAUCUAAUGCAAUCGGUUUUAGUAUCUGUAAAGUGUCAUCGCCUGGGAGAAGUUCCCAAUUACUAGCCUGUUAAGCACAAAUAAAGCCCAACAAGAUCCCCUGGGCACCCCAAUCUAUCCACAACUUCAGUAGCUUUACAGGCAAGAGGUCUGUAAAUGUAAUUCCUGCCAGAAAUUCCUUAUUACAAGGAAACUUAAAAAGAUGAUCUCAUACAGUCAUUGUGUGGCUGAGACUCCUCCAGAUGGCCUCCAGGCCAAAAUGAGUAGAACUCCAACUGCAAUAAACUAUGCUAGACUCUAAGGAUGGAGAUUCUGGAAAACUCAGAUGGCUACAUUUUCAUGCUGUGGUUCACUGCCUCUAUCACAACCCCGCUCUCUUAUGCUAUGGGUCCUAACUUUGGGGUGGCAGCUAUGGCUGGAAAUCCUAAUUUUACCUGGCUUUAACUCAUCAAGUGCAAGAAUUGGUGAGUCUGGA